CUAUUACACUGCUACAAUGCUUUUUUAAAAGUUCAUAAUGUUUCACUUUAAGAUGAAAAUGAGAGAUUCUGAGUUUUUCAAUUUGUUUCUUCUCAGAAAUGGAGCAGACUCUAUAUUUCAUUCUUCUUCUCGUUGCUCUCUGCUCCGUAUCUGAAUGUGUUCAGCGUCAGUAUCACUUUAUAAAUGAGAACAAGACCUGGACUGAAGCUCAGAUAUACUGCAGAGAGAAAUACACAGAUCUGGCCACCGCUAACAACAUGAACGACAUGAAGGAGCUGAUGAAGAGUGUGAUUGAUGAACGUUUCUGGAUUGGGCUGCAGAAGACGGGUUGUGAUCAAUGGCAGUGGUCUUCAGGUGAACCUGUUAUCUAUCUGAAUUGGGCGACUGGACAAUCAGAAAAUAACAAUUGUUCUAUGAUGAGAAAUGGAGAAUGGCAUGUUGUGGGAUGUGAUAAGUCCCUGACUUUCAUCUGCACAAACACAAGACUCGUCUUUGUCAAUCAGACGAUGAACUGGAGAGACGCUCAGAGUCACUGCAGACAGAAUCACAUUGAUCUGGUCAGUGUGAGAAACCAGGAUGAGAAUCAACAGAUCGAGAAGAUCAUGAAUGACAGUCUGAUAUCUGAAGCUUGGAUCGGUCUGUUCAGAGACUCAUGGCAGUGGUCAGAUCACAGUAACUCUUCAUUCAGAUACUGGAACACUGGUGAACCUAAUAAUGAUGGAGGUGAUGAAAACUGUACAGCUGUUGAAAAGAGCGCUCAGGGACGAUGGUUGGACAUCUCUUGUAAGAACAACCAGUUUCCUUUUGUGUGUCAUGAAGAUAAACUGAUUGUGAUCAGAGAGAAUCUGACGUGGUCUGAAGCUCUGAGAUACUGCAGACAGAAUCAUGUGGAUCUGGUCUCGGUUCAUUCACAAGAGAUUCAGCGUCGUGUGAUGAACGUGGUACACCUGGCGUCUACUGCGGAGCUGUGGUUGGGUUUACGUCACUCCUGCACUGUGGGCAUCUGGUUCUGGGUGAGUGGAGAGACCGUGUGCUAUCAGAACUGGGCUCCAGGGAACGGCACAUCAGAGGAGGACUGUGAACACACAGUGAGAUCUGGAGCAGUUCAGUCUGGAGGAGAUCAGCGCUGGAUCAGCCGUCCUGAAACUGACAAACUCAACUUCAUCUGCAGCAGAUAUUAAGAGUGAAAGGAUACACAGACCUUCAUGUGAGGAAACAAGUGCUUGUGUGUUCACUUCCUUUAACUUCAUUUUCACUCAUCACUUUGUUAAACAAUCAUUUUUCAUAUAUAAUACCUUUAGUCUCAGCAGUCAGUCGCACCAGAGGGGAAUCUCUUGCUCAGAUGAUUUUUGUUUUGUCUGUUUUGUUCAAAUAUUUUCUUCAGUCAACUGUAAAUUGACUAAAUUGUUCUGUCGAGGGUCUGUUUUCCAUCAGUUUCUGUUGAUGUAUUCUAUUGAGUGUGAUUCCUGUGGGUUUAUUUGAUCCAUUUUAAGAGCUUCAAUGGCAAGAAUAGCUGUUAACAUGUUUUGCUUUUACAAACUAUUUUUUUAUCUCUUUUUGUUGUUCACUUACUUCAACAUUUUUAUAUGUUAAUGUGUUAACUGCAUUUUGUGAGGGGUCAAAGGGUAUAAUUUACUCAUCAUUGGAUAUACAUUUAUAA
Carassius carassius (crucian carp) is the source of this 1660-nucleotide messenger RNA. Its product is annotated as macrophage mannose receptor 1-like. NCBI's taxonomy places the organism in Eukaryota, Metazoa, Chordata, Actinopteri, Cypriniformes, Cyprinidae. The record is from RefSeq and is a predicted model, not a curated record. The transcript has 4 exons. Bases 99 to 1181 code for a protein of 360 amino acids.